Molecule: messenger RNA, 960 nt
Organism: Sinocyclocheilus rhinocerous
Lineage: Eukaryota; Metazoa; Chordata; Actinopteri; Cypriniformes; Cyprinidae
Product: leucine-rich repeat and fibronectin type-III domain-containing protein 5-like
Exons: 1
Molecular function (GO): protein binding
Source: RefSeq, a predicted model, not a curated record
UGUCCCAAGCGCUGCAUUUGCCAGGUUUUGUCCCCCAAUCUGGCCACCUUGUGUGAUAAAAAGGGGCUGCUGUUUGUCCCUCCAAACAUCGACAGACGCACCGUCGAGCUCCGACUGGGGGACAAUUUCAUCACGGGCAUCAAGCGGAAGGAUUUCGCCAACAUGACCAAACUGGUGGACCUGACGCUCUCUAGGAACACGAUAGGAUCGGUCACGCCUCACGCUUUCAACGAUUUGGAGAACCUCCGCGCCCUUCAUCUGGACAGCAACCGCUUGACCCACAUAACGAACGAUACGUUUAGCGGCAUGUCCAAGCUGCACCAUCUCAUUCUCAACAACAACCAGCUCACGCACAUCCACAUAGGAGCGUUCAACGACCUUCUCGCGCUGGAAGAGCUGGAUUUAUCCUACAACAACCUGGAGAGCGUGCCGUGGAUCGCCAUCCAGCUCAUGAGCAACCUGCACACCUUAAACCUGGACCACAACAUGAUCAACUACAUUCCCGAAGGAACCUUCUCCGGGCUUCAGAAGCUCAAGCGUCUGGAUGUAACGUCCAAUAAGCUCCACAAGCUUCCGCCGGAUCCGGUGUUCCAGCGCGCCGGAGUUUUAGCCACGUCUGGCGUUUUGGGUCCGUCGUCGUUCGCGUUGAGUUUCGGAGGAAACCCGCUGCAUUGUAACUGCGAGUUGCUGUGGCUUCGACGGCUGCGGCGCGAGGAUGAUCUGGAGACCUGCGCGGCUCCGCAGCAUCUCGCCGGACGCUAUUUCUGGACCGUAUCCGAGGAGGAGUUCCUGUGCGAGCCGCCGCUCAUCACUAGACACUCGCAAGAGACUCGCGCUCUCGAAGGCCAGCAGGUUUCCUUGCGCUGCAAAGCCCGCGGCGACCCGGAUCCCGUCAUGCAUUGGAUCGCUCCGGACGGGAAGCUGGUGUUCAACUCCAGUCGCACCAUCCUCCACUCGGAC